This is a messenger RNA of Cloeon dipterum, 4672 nucleotides long. Its product is annotated as trichohyalin-like. Bases 141 to 4097 code for a protein of 1318 amino acids. Lineage: Eukaryota; Metazoa; Arthropoda; Insecta; Ephemeroptera; Baetidae. The transcript is spliced from 11 exons. The record is from RefSeq and is a predicted model, not a curated record.
UGCGCUUAACUUGGCGGACCUUCCGGCCAUGUGGUUUAGAAUCUAAACGGUCAAGUAGCCGCGCUUUAUGGAACAUCGUGAAAUUUUAUGAAUUUUUGUUUUUCCCACCCUCUUAAACUGCGACUAUUAGGUUCGUGAGAAUGAGUGGAAGCCCCAGAAAACCAGUGUCGACACGACGAUCGGCAAGAAGUUCAAGCAGUCUUGAUGCUGAUUUCAAGCCAAACAUAGCUGUUCACGUGGUUCAUACUCCAGUAAAGAAAAUAAUGUCAGAAAACCAGGCACCUCCCAGUCCUGCUUACUCCACCAGGUCCAGGUUGAAAAUAGAAGAACCUGUCCACAUGCUGUCCGAAAAGAUAGACACAAUUGAACGGACGAGGCGGUACUCUGCGAGAAGGUCCACAGCUGGAAAGGACGAGGAUUCAAACUCUGAAUUUGGUGAAGAUGUCUCUUCUCAGAAGUCCGAGCCAUCAUCACGAAGCCCGAGGAAAUCCCUCAGAAAGGCAUCUUUUGUUCGUGGAAAUAUUCAUAAAAUUUUAGAAGAGUCGAGUGCUUCAGAUACCAGUGGAGAUGAAUCCACAGAUUUCAAGAUGAAGCAAAAGGUGAAGAAAUUUAUCAAAAAGGAGAACUCAGACAUUGAUGACUUCUUUUCGGCUGAGGAUAGAUCAAGUGCUUCCAGCAACAAAGGCACUGAGGCCGCCUCUGAUUUUGAGGCAGAUGUCAAAGACAGCAAGAGGGAUGACAAAAAGCUGUCAGAGGAACCAAAAGUUUUGCUAGAGAAAAUGACGCUGUUGGAGGAAAAGUUGGAAACCUCUCCAGUGAAGCGAACGAGGAUAUCUUCCAUCUUAUCUGAAAGUUCAGAUGACCUGUCAGACAACUGCCAAGAAAAUGGACACAGCAAAUUGAAUGUGUCUAAAACAGAGAAGGUAUCUCCCAAGAAAGCGUUAUCAGUGAGUGAGGAGAAUGAGGAGGAAGAGAAACCUAGGAGGUCUCUGAGGAAUGCGUCUGCACCCAAAAAUUUUGGGACUGAAGCAAUGGAAGUGAUUGAGGAAGCUGAAUCAAGUUUUGAAGAAGCAAAACUCCAGGUAUCUCCUGAGAAAAAGAUGAAGGAGAGUCCCAGAAAGGUGUCUGUAGCAAAAGAAAUUGAAGUGGAACAAGAAGUCGAGGAGGUAGAACCUCUGCGGCCUGAGGCGAGCCCCACAAAAGAGCCGGUUUUGUGUAUUACUGAAGAUGGAUUUGAGUCAGCGCUAUUUCGAGAUUACUCAGAUUUGACCGAAUGCAUGGAGAGAACUGAACGUUAUUAUUUGUCUCGAAGUGUGUUAUCGCCCAGGAAGGCCAAGAAAACUCCUGAGGGGAGCCCUAAAAAAUCUCUAGAAGCGUUGAUGGGUUGUGACGUAAGGCAGGAGCAAGAAAGCCCUAAAAAGCUGUCCCCUAAGAAAAAGAUUGAAGAGAGUCCUAAAAAGAAGAUAGUGGAGGUGAAUUUGGAUUCUUCAGAGUCUGAGGAUGAAAAGCCUCAGCGCUCUCCAAAGAAGAAAUCCCCUGAGAAGAAGUCUCCCAAGGAAAAUGUCAAGGGAAGUCCCAGAAAAGAGGAGAAGACGUCAACUACAGAGGUCAUGGAAAUUGAAGUGGAGCAGCAGGAUGAGGCUCCAAAUCCUGAUGACGCUGAAAUUUCUCAGGAACAAACUCCUACGAAAGAGAAACCUUCAAAUGAGUCAGAAGAUCGACUCCAAAGCGCCAGUAAGAGUCUAAAAACUAGACCCUAUGUGAGUCCGAAAUCAGAAACAGUCUCUCCGAGGAAGACAUCUCUGGAGAAAAUGUCUGUGGGGAGCCCAAUUCAGGAGCUGUCCAUCACAGAAGAUCAGAACUCGGAUCUAAUUCAAGAUUCGGCGGAUUUGGAGAACACAACAAAUGACAAAGAAGAAGAAGAAGCUCUUUACGAGUCUCCUAAAAAGGAAAGUCCUAAGAAGGAGCAGAAAAAGUCGACAGAGGCAAUGGAAGAGCAGAUCCAGGAUUCCUCAAAGCCAGCAGAGGAGAAGGUGUCUCCUGUGAAGAAGGUUUCUCCUGUGAAGGUGUCUCCCGUGAAGAAGGCGUCUCCAAAGAAAGUCUGUAGCCCGAUAAAGAAGUCUCUGGCAGAACACUUCUUCAACAUAGCUGAAGAAUCUAAAAUUGAGGGUGACGAAGUCGAGGCUCAAGAGUCUGAGAAGAUGGAAGUUGAUGACCAAGAUGUGCCUGACCGUGAAGACUCGGACGAGGCUCCUGAAGAGGUCAGCGUCAAGUCGUCAAAACAAAUCGUGCAGGAGAUGAUCAAGGACGAAAUCAAGGCAAAAGAACACAUCCGCCAGGAGAAGAAGGAAAUUCAGCUGAAAAAGCAGCAAAGGAAGCUGAAACAGAAGGCCAAUAAGCUAUUGGAAAAAGCUGCUGAACCUGUAGAGGAAGCUGAAGGUACCGAAGUGGUGGCAGAACCCUCACAACAAAUCCUCAUCGACAAUAAUGAGGUGCCUGCGACAGAGGGGGUGGACAAGAAGAAGAAAAAGAAAAAGAAGAAGAAAAUUGCGCCUGCUGGAGAUGAAGUUCAGAAGGAGAGAAAACUGUCUGCUGCUGAGGUGUAUGCCAAAGAGGCUUCAGAGGUGGUUGCUGAGGCGAAGAAGAAGAAAAAGAAACCUGCUGGAGAAGAAGUGCAGAAGGAGAGAAAACUGUCUGCUGCUGAGGUGUAUGCCAAAGAGGCUUCAGAGGUGGUUGCUGAGGCGAAGAAGAAGAAGAAACCUGCUGGAGAAGAAGCGCGGGAGGAGAGAAAACUGUCUGCUGCUGAGGUGUACGCCAAAGAGGCUUCAAAGGUGGUUGUUGAGGCGAAGAAGAAGAAACCUGCUGGAGAAGAAGUGCAGAAGGAGAGAAAACUGUCUGCUGCUGAGGUGUAUGCCAAAGAGGAUUCAGAGGUGAAUAUUGAGAUGAAGAAGAAGAAGAAACGGAGGAAGCAGAAGAAGAAGGUCGUCGUCCAGCCUGUGGAAAAUGAAAAGACGGAGGCGGAAGAGAAAAAGAAAGUCGUCGUGCAGCCUUUGGACAAUGAAAACACCAAGGAGAAGGAGGAGGACAAGAAAGAAACAGCGGAUGCAGACAAAGUGGCCAAAAAGAAGAGGAAAAGGAUAAGAUGGAGAGACAGGUCUGCAAUGAAAUUAGCGAGGGAAGCUGCCAAGCAAAAAGAAGAAUCCAAUCCGGUUGAAACCGAGGAAUCUUCCACUCCAACUAAGAAUGCAGAUGAGAAAGAGGUAGAAAACAACGUCAAGAAGGCCAAAAAGAGGAAGAGGAAGUCGAGGAAAUUGACGAAUGAAAACACGGAGCAGGAAGAGGCACCAGCUGCUAUCAUGGAAAAUGGACACAGCGCUGAAGCCCCUAAAAAGAAGAAGAGCAAAAUAACUAAAGCAGUUGAGAUGAUCCAGGAGGAAGAAGUGGACACAAAUGAGCCUCCUGCUAAGAAGAAGAAAAAGAAAAGUAAAAAAGUGGAGCAAGAUGAAGCUGUUGAAGAUGAAAAUGUGGCACCUGCUGAAGUAGAAACAACUGAUGUCUCUAAGAAGGAGACGCUCAAAGCGCGGAAGAACAAGAAAUUGAGAGAAAAGCACAAGGCGGCUAAGAAGAAGGGUUUGGGAGAGAAGAAAUCCGCAAAAGCACAAAACCGAGGCGAAAAUGAUGACGAAACUGGAGAUUUUACCGAGACAGGCAUUCAAAUGCUGCCCACAAGUGUCCUUGAGAAGCUGGAUGAUGUCCCUGAAGCUGCUGAGAAGAAGAAUAAGAAGAUCAGGAGAGGGCUCAAAAAGAGAGAGCUCGAGGAUGAAGCCAAACCAGAGAAGAGGAAAAAGGUGAAACUUACUGAUGACUAUAUUCCACUGGACGUGAAUGGAACGACCGACUUUGGGUUGGUUCCUCUGGAAGACACAAUGAAAAGAGGCUUUGUCUCUUCUAAAGAGGCAAGGAAGUGGAUAAAAGCACUCAGCAUUGGGAAGGUCAACAAAGUUAGUAUCAAGAAAAUAAAAAAGAUCGAAGUGAAGCUGAAGGCCUCAGGGGUGGCUGUCCCGAAAGGCUUCAAAGGCGACCAGCAGUUUUCUUGAGUUCCAGCUAUUUUAUUUCCUGUAUCAACUCUGCGGAUAGAGUAACACAUUUUGUGUUUUACAAAAUAAAAUCAAACUUUUCGUAAUCAUUCAUUUUUAUUGAUUAUGUACAUUUAUACAUUUAGGCCUUACUCGAUUAAAAAAAUUAAUAAUAUCACGAAGUAGGAUUCGGGUUUGAGAGAGACGAAAAAACUGCACCUACGAGUCACCUUAGAAGUCCAAUAUGGAAUAUAAACUUUCGCAAAUAAAAUCAAGAAGCAAAAUUAUCUCGUUGGCGACAAAACAUUGAAAUAAUCUGCAGCAGUUGAUUAAUGGAACAAAAUAAUUCAAUGAGAGAGAAAGAGUAAUCAAGAGGAAGAAGUCCUGUCUUUUGACACAGUCCGUCGAGCACCCUGACAGUCACAGGUCGAGUUUGGCGCCCAUUCGCUGCAGGGCGACGAUCAUGUUGACCGCUUUGGCCCACCGCUUCUUGAUCACGUAGCGCUUCAGCUUGCGCUUGCUCAGCUGCGGUCCCUCAGCGCCAGGGCUGCGCAGGAACGCGUGCUCAUUGGCCUCGGACGCGGUCAUGCGCGCGC